Messenger RNA from Hevea brasiliensis (rubber tree), 3338 nucleotides. RefSeq names its product scarecrow-like protein 30. Gene Ontology annotation, biological process: regulation of DNA-templated transcription. Gene Ontology annotation, molecular function: DNA-binding transcription factor activity; sequence-specific DNA binding. Gene Ontology annotation, cellular component: nucleus. The transcript is spliced from 2 exons. The coding region runs from base 463 to 2709 and encodes 748 amino acids. The record is from RefSeq and is a predicted model, not a curated record. Lineage: Eukaryota; Viridiplantae; Streptophyta; Magnoliopsida; Malpighiales; Euphorbiaceae.
GCGAUCAAAAGGGGUUUGGAUAUUGGACGGCAUAGAUUUUCCAGCCAGGGACACCUGGAUUCAUGAUAACCUCCCUUUCAACUUCAUUAAUUUCCUUUAAAUGCUUAAAAAGAUGCCAUUUUUAAUUCCUGGGGGAGUGGAGAGGCUAUUUUAAUCUGCCUCUUCCCUUGAUAACAUGCCUGUUUCUCUGUCUUUGGCUUAGUUGAGGUUACAAUUCUGGACUCUGAUACACACUGAUAGAUGAUGCUUGUUGAGAAGCUAUUUCUCUGGAAGGAAACUCUGAAAUAGUGAAAGCCAUAGCAUAUGUUGAAGUUGGUACCUUGUGGCCUUUUGGGUUUUUGGUGUUUUUGAAGGUUCUGGGGGUGUUGGGUAGUACUGGCUUUUGUUGCUCAAAGUUGGAUUUUUUUUUUUUUUUUAAAUUGUACUGGGUAUAUUUUAUUGUGGAUAGCUUUUGGAAUAUUGAUGGUCAUGGAUCAACAGUUAACAGGAUUAUAUGGUUCUGUCAGUGGCUUAAAACUCAACGAUGAGAACCUUUCUGUUUUAUCAGGUCAGAAUCUCGUUAAUGGUUUAAAAUUGGAUGACUCUUUUGUCAACCAAAACUAUGCCAACAUUCCUCCUUUGCCUCCUGAUCUAACUUUAGUCCCUAGUAAUUCAGUCUUGUCUUUGACUAAGAGCCAAGAUGGGGAUUCACAUGAGGAUUUUGAUUUCAGUGACGUGGUUCUGAAGUACAUUAAUGAGAUGCUUAUGGAAGAAGAUAUAGAAGAGAAAACUUGUAUGUUUCAGGAAUCUUCAGCAGCACUUCAAGCUGCUGAGAAAUCUUUGUAUGAGCUUAUUGGAGAGAAGUAUCCUCCUUCGCCCAAUUGUGACUCAGUGCCUUGUUUAGAUCAAAGCCCCAAAAGUUCAUAUCGAAAUCUUGACUCUAAUUACUUUAAUUAUCCAGGCAGUUCAAGCAGCUCUAGUGGUAGUAACUUAGUAGAUCCUGGAUUGAACUGUGAUCUGCAUGAGUACAAGUCCUUGAGAUAUGCUUCUCAAUCAGGUUCCCAGUCAUCUCAUAGCUCUGGGAACAGCACAAGUGCUGUUGUUGAUGGUUUUGCGGAUUCUCCAGUGAGUACAAUUUCUGAGAUGUUUAGUGACAGUGAGUCUAUUAUGCAGUUUAAGAAAGGGUUUAAGGAAGCCAGUAGGUUCAUUCCUAAUGGUAGUCUGUUUACUGAUUUGAAGAGUAAUGGGUUGUUUCUUAAAGAUUUGAAUGAAGAGUCUAAGGAUCUGGCAGUGAAAGCUGUGGAGAAGCAGGAGAUUGGGCACUUUCCAGAUGAUUCAAGGAAAAAGAAGAAUCCUUUUCCAGAGGAUUUGAAUUUAGAGGGAGGAAGGAGUAACAAGCAGUCUGCAGUUUAUGCUGAAUCAACUGUGAGUUCUGCAGAUUUUGACACAGUAUUGCUCAGCUGUGGACAAAGUGAAUCUGCACUUCGUGAAGCUUGGCAGAAUGGGAAAAGCAAGAAUGUGCAGCAGAGUGGACAAAUAAAAGGGACUAGUGGUGGAAAAGGUCGAGGUAAGAAACAGGGAAGUAAGAGGAAUGUGGUGGAUUUGAGAACUCUUUUGACCCUUUGUGCGCAAGCUGUUGCAGCAGAUGAUCGUAGGAAUGCAAAUGAUCUGUUGAAGCAAAUCAGACAGAAUUCUUCUCCUACAGGUGAUGGGAUGCAGAGAUUGGCCCACAUUUUUGCUGAUGGCCUUGAGGCACGCAUGGCUGGCUCGGGAAUCCAGAUUUACAAGGCAUUUAUGAGCAAGCAUACGUCAGCUGCCGAUGUCUUGAAAGCCUACCAUCUGUUUCUUGCGGCAUGCCCAUUUAGGAAACUGUCCAAUUUCUUCUCAAAUAAAACCAUUAUGAAUGUAGCUCAAAAUGCAACAAAACUACAUAUUGUUGAUAUUGGUAUUCUUUAUGGUUUCCAAUGGCCUUGCCUUAUUCGGCAUCUCUCAUCUAGGCAAGGUGGACCUCCCAAGCUUCGAAUCACGGGGAUUGAUUUUCCACAUCCAGGUUUCCGACCAGCAGUAAGGGUUGAGGAGACAGGACACCGCCUGUCAAACUAUGCAAAAACUUUCAAUGUUCCAUUUGAGUUCAAUGCAAUAGCACAGAAGUGGGACACGAUCAAAAUUGAGGAUCUCAAGAUUGGUAGAGAUGAGGUUCUUGUAGUGAACUGUGUGUUGCGAUUAAGAAACUUACUUGAUGAGACUGUGGUGGUGGAGAGUCCAAGAAAUAUUGUUCUCAAUCUGAUCAGGAAGAUGAACCCAGAUGUCUUCAUAACCGGGAUAGUGAAUGGAGCAUAUAGCGCUCCAUUCUUUAUCACGCGAUUCCGAGAGGCUCUCUUCCACUAUUCAACUCUCUUUGAUAUGCUGGAGGCUAUUGUGCCUCGUGAAAUCCCAGAGAGGAUGCUGAUUGAGAGGGAUAUUUUUGGAUGGGAGGCAAUGAAUGUCAUUGCAUGUGAAGGUGCUGAGAGAAUUGAGAGGCCAGAGACAUACAAGCAAUGGCAGGUUCGGGCUUUAAGGGCUGGGUUUAGGCAGCUUCCUUUGAACCAGGAGAUCUUUGCAGAAGCAAAGGAGAAGGUAAAUGAACUAUACCAUAAGGAUUUUGUGAUUGAUGAAGAUAAUCAGUGGUUGCUUCAAGGAUGGAAGGGUCGGAUUGUUUAUGCACUCGCUUCGUGGAAGCCUGAUUAUUAAGUGUCCUCCGUUCCAUAUUGAUAUGCAGGAUCAUAAGUUUCUAUUUGUGGUCUAUUUCCUGCCCUUGUGCAGUGAUGGUUUCUAUCAUGGAUUUCUGAUCAAUGAAUUUAAGAUAAAAGUUCUCUCUUCCUUGCCCUGCCAUCGGUAUUCUAGUUAUGGGCUUAUGAACUUGAAAUUGAUAACUGUUUUACAUAUUUGCUGAGCAGGAAAUCUGGAGUGGAAUUUUGGCUGCUGCUAAUAUGAUGCAAUUACAAUGGCAAUUUUUUACUUGCAUGUAGCAACUGCAACUGUCAAUUCGACAAGGAGAAAGAUUCAUUUAAUGUCCAUGGCACCUGACCAAUCUUAUAUCUUGAGUGGGAAUCGUUUUAAAACUGUGAUGCUGGAAAAAGAAAAGAGAAGGGGAAAGGAAAAUGAUACCUGAUCACUAUUUCAAGGUUUCAAGAAAAGCAUAUCUAAACUAGUUAUUAUAUUUAGGUUAGCUGCAGUGUUUUAUAGGAUUUUAUAAUGAUUUGAGGAUCCUCUAAAUUAGAGCCUUAGCCUUGUAUGGGAUUUAAGCUGUCUCUAUAUAUAUUGCUCUCUAAAUAUGUAUUCUUUUUUUUAUCCUAUCAAUUUUAUCAAUGUUACCCUUA